Messenger RNA from Nilaparvata lugens (brown planthopper), 2891 nucleotides. RefSeq names its product E3 ubiquitin-protein ligase Mdm2. The transcript is spliced from 6 exons. The record is from RefSeq and is a predicted model, not a curated record. Lineage: Eukaryota; Metazoa; Arthropoda; Insecta; Hemiptera; Delphacidae. The coding region runs from base 496 to 1464 and encodes 322 amino acids.
UGCCGGUGGAAGGGAAGGGCAGUCAACGAGGCAACAGACAGGUUUUUUCCUGCAAGUUUGAGAACGUUGGAAAUUCUAUUCUCUUAUUUUUGCUAUUUGGUAUUGGUUGAUCUUGAUAGUUGGAAUUGGAAAUGUUGCGAGUUUCUUUGUGAGCUCCGAGCUCAUUCUUAUUAUUCAUGUGUAUCACUCAUUCUUAAUUCUGUGUUAUUCUUAUUGUAGAGUUUUUAGUUAUUAUUUUUAUAAUUUAGGUAUGUGAUUUCAAGAUUAUGUCUGCAAAUAACAUGGAUCUCAUAUUUAUAUCCUAACAAUUCAAAUUCCUUGCCGGGGAAUAUUAUUAUUAUUUAUCUUGUACAUAAGUAUGGCAAGCACUGCUACAUCUAUCCUUGGUAAAAGGCAACAUGAUGGGACUCAUGAUAUAGUUGAAACUAACUGAAGAAGAGCAAAAAGAAGCAAAAAUUACGAUUGUUAGAAGAAGGGCAUCCUACACUUGUCAUCAUGUCGUCCAGUGACUACGGUACAAUAAUGUACAACCUUGAGAUUGCGGUACAAUGUAUAUUGGCCUCAGAACAAGCUGAUUUCGCUCUCUUGAUCAUAGGAAAUUCGGCUAAAGAUACUCCAGAUACAUUAUCAUCGUCGUCAUUUGAUUUUGAUGGCGAAGGAGAAAACAGUGCUAGCGACAAUUCACAAAGUGCAGAGGAUGUGGAAUAUGAACCAAGAAGUUUGUCAGACAGUGAAAUUCGUCAUCCUUUCACAAUCAACGAAUCAUUCUCUUCUUCAUCAAACGAUGAAGACAUCAUGAUAAAAAAGGGCAAAAUAAUAAACGCCGUCACAGAGAAUACUAGUUGCACAUCUACGUCUUCAACUGACGACUUACCGGAGAGAUUUGAUCCGGAAUUGUCAUUAACCGACUACUGGUUCUGCGUCAAAUGUAGAACACCAAAUAAUAAUCCGUUGUUCAGGUUUUGCGAAAAAUGCUUUGGGGAUCGCAAAAACUUUUUCCCACCACGGCCAAAGCCUAGAACAAAGAAGAGGAAACAGCGGACAAGGCGGAAAGCAAAACGAUCGAAGCCAAACGAGAGUGGAAGCAGCAGCAAUUCUAGUCAGCCAAACUCUUCCCUGCUGCUCAACUCAACCGACCAACUAACCAGCAGUCAAAGCACGCUGAAAGGAUCAUUGACAUCUAACAGUAGUGAAGUUGAAAACAGCUCCGUUGAUGCAAGUUUGGUGAGAACUGUGGUCAGCUCGAAAUCGAUAAGUUGCCAGACUGAAUCUAACGAACAAUGGCCAUUGCGUGGAGAAACGUGCGAAACGUGUAUGGCACGGCCGAAGGACGGUGUCUUCAUUCACACGAAUAUCGUGCAUCGUUACUCUUGUUAUAAAUGCUCGAUGAAAAUUUGGAAAGAAAUUGGUAGGUGUCCACUGUGCAACAAUAAGGUGUGUAAUGUAAAGAAAAUUGCUGGCUGAGCAGCAAUCAAUAUUUAUUCAAACAAAUCAAAUUAGUUUAAGAUUGAAGAAACAUUCGGCUCCUUGCCAACCCGUAGUUGUUUUGUUUUUUAUUGUAGUUAGCCUUACAAACAAUGGGUGCUCUCACUGUUUUAUAUAAAACAACCAUAUUUAUCAACAAACAAAUCAAAUUUAUUUUCAAAUGAAAAUAUUUAUGGAGUUUGUGAAAACUCUAAGCCUGGUGUUUUUCCGUAGGUAGCCUUACAAACUUUAGGUAUACCCAUACAAUACUCAACCAUUUUCAAUCUGUGAACUCAGCAUUUUUUAUUUAUUCUUAUUCCCAAUAAAAGUACAUUUUCCGCACGUAAUGGGUGUCUACAAUUUCCAAACGAUUUCGCUACUUUGUCGAUGUAAACUUUAUCUUACAUAGCAUAUGUAUUUCCACCUUUUAGCUUAUUUUCUCAACUGCCCUAUGUCCUCAAUCAUUUCUAUGAAUCAAGUGAUGUGUUGAUACUCAGUUAACCAAAGAUCGAGUAUUAUGUUCUAUACACAUUGCUAAAGAGCCUUGUACAUUUACUGAACCAAUUUAAAUUACAUCUUCAGUUCAAUAGUAGUCGUACUCCGAACGGAAUAAAAAUAAUUGAAUUAGUACCCAAUAGUAUGUUUAUUUUAAUUGCAACAAUUAAUUGUUACACAUAAAUGUAAUUAAUAUAUUUUCACUCAAAAUAAUAUCAAUCAAUUUAAUAUAUUUUUCACUCACAUCAAGUUGAGUGAGAUAGUCCCACACUAUUCUAUCUCUAGAUAUUUUGUUUUAUAUGUUCAGUUUAGUGUUAUCGUAUUUAUAGUUUUGAAGUAUGAAUUAAAUUUUCAAGAAAUCUGUUCAAGAUUAAAAUUACUUCAAUGUAUUUAGUUUUAGUAUAUUGGAAAAUAUAGCAAUUAAAGUAUUUUCUUAAUAAAUAACCUUUGGCUAACCGGCAUUAGAAAAAAUUGAUUUCCAUCAUAAUAUUAAUUUAAUGAUGUAGUGAGUAAGGUAUUAUUUCAUUUAAAUGCAUUUAGCAGAGAUUCAAGUAUGAAUAUGUACUAGAUCCAUUUCUGAGAUACACAUCUCAAGUUACUGUAAAAAUAUAACAAAUUACAGUGUAUAGAGAAUUGAGCAAUAAUUUUAUUUGUAAGCAAUAAACAGAGUGAGACGUGAAAAAAGUCGUAUCUUGAUUACAUUUUCUGUAGCCUAAUUGAUAAAAUGGAACUCCAGCAAAUAGAAUGGAACUGCCUAAUAGAAGAGUAUUAUUAUUUUUGUUUAGAAUGGUGACAGAAGUGCAGAACUAUUUAUUUGCAUAAUCAUAAUUAGUUUGUAUUUCAUAAUUGAGUAAUUUGUGAUUUAGUACUACAGUAAAAUAAUUAAAAUUACCAAAUAUACUUUUGUAGCCUAUCUGUGUUGAGAUAAUAUU